Molecule: messenger RNA, 2724 nt
Organism: Bemisia tabaci
Lineage: Eukaryota; Metazoa; Arthropoda; Insecta; Hemiptera; Aleyrodidae
Product: sodium/potassium/calcium exchanger 4
Biological process (GO): calcium ion transmembrane transport; intracellular calcium ion homeostasis
Cellular component (GO): plasma membrane
Molecular function (GO): calcium, potassium:sodium antiporter activity; calcium channel activity
Source: RefSeq, a predicted model, not a curated record
AGGAAAAUUAUCAUCAAAAUAAAUAUUGUGACCGAGCGAUUUGCUCAUUUACCAAGUGGUUCCCGUAGUCUCCGUGCGCGCGACCACCCAAGUUACUGUUCCGGCUUCCGUGCUUUUUCGUUUCCUUCCUUUAUUUAUUUUCCUCAACAAUUUUUAAAACGGCACAGUGCAAUGAUAAAAUGUUGUUCAACAAGACGCUCUGUGUUGCGUCCGUUUGCUGCCAUUCUGGUCAUUCCAGCAGUUUAUAUUCUCUGCAGAAGUGCUUUUUCCUUCGUGACUUCGCGACAUCAGCUACAGACAUCACAUGAAUCGGUCGUCUACAUCAGAGAUGGACAACGACACUUAUUGGGGAUGGAUUACGGCGGGAUUGCAAACUGCUCGCCGGCGAAAUCGCACCACUUCCCUGAGCUGACACUGCCCGGCGGUGUCAUAGUCAAUAUCCUCGUGGCGGCCCUCGUCACUGGCUACCUUUUUGUAGCACUAGCCUCUAUCUGUGAUCAUUAUUUCUUACACAGCAUCAAACUUAUUUGUAAAAAAUUAGACUUAAGCACGGACGUUGCCGGCGCGACGCUGAUGUCGAUGGCAACUUCGUCACCGGAGUUGUUCAUAAAUUUGAUCGGCACUUUCCUCACCAAAGGAGACAUUGGGGUGAGCACGGUGGUGGGUAGCGGCGUCUGGAACAUGCUCGCUGUCCCUUGCUUUUGCAGCCUCUUCACCAGUGCGCCAGUGAAAGUAGACUACUGGCCACUGACGCGGGAUUCUUUGGUCUAUGGUGUGUCUGUGUUGCUUUUGGCCUACGCAGUCCGGGACGGAAGGGUGAACCAAAACGAGGCUACCGUCAUGGUUGUCCUCUAUCUUUCCUAUAUUGUAGCAAUGCUCUCUAUUUCAGUGAUGCACUACAAUAAAAGGAUCCGCUAUGCCAUCGAAUCGUUUUGCCGGCGACUAGCAGGUCGUGAUGCUGAAGAAACAACAUGGCUGCUUAUGCCCUGUCCUGCAAAAUAUACAAACAACUUCAACAACGGGGAAGAUUUCCUCGAUUUGGAGGAAGAUGAAGGAUUAGGUAGGCUCUAUAAAUGGCCAAGUGACUAUUCGCUUUGCGAGAACAUCGGUUGGCUCUUCACAUGGCCCAUCCGAUUCUUGCUCCACUACACUGUUCCUUCGUGCCACAAACCCGGCACCCACAACCUCUUCGCGCUUACUUUUCUCAUGUGCGUUGUUUGGAUCGGUAUUUGUUCCUACACUAUCGCUUGGAUGAUAACUAUCAUUGGAAACGAGCUGUCCAUACCUGACUCGGUGAUGGGUUUAUCGUUCAUCGCAGCCGGUAUGAGCAUACCGGAAACUGUGUCUUGCGUCAUCGUCAGUAAGAAAGGAAAUGGAACCAUGGCCCUGAGCAAUUCCUUCGGGUCAAGUACGUUCGAUAUAUUACUCUGUCUGGGACUGCCAUGGUUGAUCAAAGCAGUCUAUUUCUCGUCCAGUGGCGUUAUCACGAUUCACUCAAAGGGGCUUCAGUACAGCAUUUUCCUUCUCCUUGCACUCCUCGUACUUGUGUACGCCAUGUUCGCUGCCAACCGCUUCACAAUGGACAAAAAGAUUGGAUGGACAUGUUUGGUACUAUACAUCGUAAGCAUUACGCUGUCAAUUUUGAUUGAGUUGAAUGUAUUUUUCAUCGGAAAUUUGCCCUCAUGUUGAGUUCGAAGUUGUCACAGCUUCAAGGGAAUUUUAAGCAGCACUAGUGCAACGCACAUCGGUUCGCACGCAGUUUGGACUGUGUCCGUGAAAGUAAAAUUAAGUAUAUGCAUUAUUUAUAACCAAUUGCUCGUGAAAAUUGGUGCGCAUGUCCGUUACCAAGCAUAGGUAAUUAUGCCUUUAGCAUCAGGCAAAUUUAGAAAGAGGUUUGCGUGUAUGAUCACCAAACUUGCUCUCCUCGCCAAACAAUGAGGAGAAAACAUCAAGAAAAUUAUUCUUAAACCUGUUUGUUCGCAAUCACUUUUAAGUUGAAUCAUUGUUUACUUAAAUGAGGUGAUUAAAAAUAGGCGAAUCACCUACCGCCCUCUGAAAGAUGCAAAGUUAAGAGAUGCAAAAGAAGAGGAAAUAAUGAGAGCGAAUACUUUAGGGUGCUGACAGAAUUUUUCUGACCUAAUUUGGCUGGCGCGACAUAAAUGGCUUAUUUGCUUUGGAAAGAACUAAUACCCCUGUAAUCUUCACGAGGGUGAAUAACUGAAGACCUAUUAUGCAAUGGAUAUUCAUGUAGGUAAUAGUGUUUAAAUAUGAAGAGGAAAGAAAUUAAAAUGUUCAAGACUGUAGUUAUUGUUUUCCGAAAGAAUAAAAAUGCUUCUCCUAAUUAUAACUCCAACAUUAUAUACGUAGAUUUAUAAAAUUUACCUACUGUACAAACAAGUUUGAUUUAUUUUUAUUUUAAUAUGUUAAUAAAUAGUAGAAUAUAUGAAAUUCUACUUCUCUAGAUAUUAACAUUUUUUUUAGCUCUACUCAUAAAUGCUUACGGAUUGGUAUAGUUUAGUUUAUUAGCUACCUACUCCUAAGCAUAAAAUGAUAGCUGCGCACAUUGAUUGGUAUCUGAUCAUCAACAUGUAUUUAAAUUUGAUUGUAUAAUAAUUAUUGAAGUCAGAUAUAUACGUGUACUAACGUAUAAUGUGAUACUUCGUGACUUAUUUAUUAUUAGUUUGUUUCUGUCUAUUAUUCAUGCCAUAAUUUUUAAGGGGAAAA